AUGCAAAAUAAACUCAUAAGAAAAGCGACAUGGGAAGAUAUGUUUCGACAGCAUAGAAAUAAGAUAAGAAGUGCCAAGCCAAAAGUGGAUAACAAAGCACCCUCGCUUAAAGUAACAGCGUAUUAUAAGCCUGGAACUAUUGAGAGAAAUACGGCAAGGCUAGCGCAAAUAGAAGAGGACAAUUUUAAAUUAAUACAAAAUAUUAAUAUCAUUUAUCGUACGAAGGGUAAAACUGAUUGUUUUAGAUCAAAAUCAUUCUACAAAAUGAAAGUUAAAAGUAACGAUGUCAACAUGAUCAAAUUAAAUAAGAAAAUAUUUAAAGAAAACGUUGAGUUUCUAGAAAGACUUAAUCGCGUGAAGCCUCUAGUCGAUUUCAAUAAAAUGGAAGAACACUACAAAAAUCACCUUAAAUUAAUAAUGUUUAUGACAAAUUUUCCGGAAAGUUAUAAGAAGAAAGAAUUGUAUGAUCCGCUUAUUGUCACUACGGAAUUACCAAAAAUCAUUCAAAUUAAAAAAUCCAAGUGUUAUUUGGACGUUGAUAAUUUAACAGAGAAUAGGUCGCUAGGUCGUAUGACAAUCGAAGUGUACGACAGCAUUGUUCCCAAAACAGCUGAAAAUUUCAAAAUGUUGUGCAAGCAGCGGCCAGGUGAACUCGAUUACAAUGGAACGCAGAUCUUCCGCAUCGUACCGGGGCUAUUUUGUUUGGCAGGAGACGUCGAGUACUCGAUCGGACUCGGUGGUGUAUCAGCUAUAAAUGGUGAACAAUAUUUCGAUGACGAAAACUACGCACUCAGUCACAAUGCAGCCGGUACUUUAUCCAUGUACAAUUUAGAGAAAAACGAAAACGCUUCACAAUUUAUGAUCACGUUCAAACCACUGACGGUACUAAACGGUAGACAUGUCGUUUUUGGUAGAGUCGUUGGCGGAAUGAAAACGUUGAGACUCAUAGAGGAUUCGGGGUACGCGUCUGGUAAACCAAAACACAAAAUCGUGAUUAGUAAAUGUGGAAUAUUUAACAACUGUUAA
Rhopalosiphum maidis (corn leaf aphid) is the source of this 1026-nucleotide messenger RNA. Its product is annotated as peptidyl-prolyl cis-trans isomerase CYP21-2-like. The coding region runs from base 1 to 1026 and encodes 341 amino acids. Gene Ontology annotation, molecular function: peptidyl-prolyl cis-trans isomerase activity. The record is from RefSeq and is a predicted model, not a curated record. The transcript is spliced from 7 exons. Lineage: Eukaryota; Metazoa; Arthropoda; Insecta; Hemiptera; Aphididae. Gene Ontology annotation, biological process: protein peptidyl-prolyl isomerization.